AUGGUCGCUCGUUACAUCGCCAAGGAUAUUAAUGAGGAAUUAGCUAGAAGAGAAAUUAUUAAGACAAGUCCAGCAGCAGUUUCUUUCCCCACAAUUUAUUACCAACAUCAAUUCGGUCGUAUACCAGUUGGUCAAUACUAUUUACCUGUUACUCAAUUUCUGCCCAGUUAUCAUAUGACCUACUGUACAUCCUGUUGGAAAGUUGGUCAUAUGAGAGGAAAAUGUAAAUCACAUGUCUGUUGCCGAAAAUGUUUAAUGCUAUAUGUUAAUGGAUUAAAACACACCUGUCUAAUGGAUGAUAUUAAAUGUGUUCAGUGUGGAGAAAACCAUCUUUUGCUUAGUUCAACAUGUCCGGUGAUCAAGCAGUACAGAGAUGAAUUUAAAGUUGCAGUUGAUAAUGCAUUAGCUUCAGGUUUAAUUAAACGAAAAUCACCUGGUGAAGCAUCACGACCAUUCCAAGUACAAGAUGAUGAUUUUCCUACAUUAAUCCAUGCUCAUGCUCAAGGUCAAGGUGAAGCUCGUCGAUUCUGGCAAGCAUCCAUACCUCAAGUACCUCAAGCUGAUCAAUCAAACCUGAUUAGAGAAGUAAAUGUUUUAUCUGCAGCCAUCAACGCUUUGUCAGAUACCAUGACUCGAGUGGAAAAGAACCUAAACUCAUUGAAUACAUGUAUCGAGUCCCAAGACAAACGCGCUAUGCUCUAUAAUAAUAGCAUAAAUGCAAUUAUUGAUACGUGUUUUACAUUAUCCAACUGGGUGCAAGCAAGUAAUAGUGAACGAACAAAAUUAAAGAAAAACAUUAACAUGUAG
This is a messenger RNA of Rotaria sp. Silwood2, 807 nucleotides long. The record is from the annotation of a GenBank genome assembly. Lineage: Eukaryota; Metazoa; Rotifera; Eurotatoria; Philodinida; Philodinidae.